Molecule: messenger RNA, 327 nt
Organism: Cylicostephanus goldi
Lineage: Eukaryota; Metazoa; Nematoda; Chromadorea; Rhabditida; Strongylidae
Source: the annotation of a GenBank genome assembly
AUGGUCUCACAUGUGAUUUUUGAUCUCGAUGGUUUGUUACUCGAUACCGAAACAAUUUAUGAAGCCGUUCUCGAGAAACUAAUGAAAAAGCAUGACAAGGAAUUCACAAAAGAAUUAGCAGGAAAUAUCAAAGGGCAAAAGGAACGAAAUGCUCUCGAAUAUCUUUUGAAAGAGCUCGACAUCGCCGACGUAAACAUAGACGAAUGUAUGGACGAGUAUGAUUCUAUUCUCAUGGAAGAAUUCCGUCACUGCAAAGAAAUGCCUGGUGCUGAACGAUUGAUUCAACAUCUGCACGAUAAAGGUAAAAUUCAAUAUCUGCUUAUUUGA